AUGACCAUAUUACCAAUUGAUAUUCUUGCAUUUGAAACAGAUGAUUAUCAGGUACCAGUACAUAAUUUGACGCAUUGGCGGGAGCAUCGGCGCAAAAAGAGAUAUCUUAUAUUUACACAUUCGGGAACGGCAAAGGUCGUCACCGGUGUAACAUAUCCCAUCGAUUUACAAGAUAGUCGGCCGUGGCGUCAAUUGGUUAUGUUGUAUAAUUUCCAUUAUCAAUAUGGGCUGCCACCAAAACCCAUCUAUUGGUGGGAUAAAUGGGAUAAACGUAAUUUAAAUGGUAAUCUGGGACCCUUGACAUAUUCAGAAGAUGAAUUUCAAACAGAUGAGGCACAACUGUUUCUCUAUACAUUUGCUGAGAAUCUUAUGCAUCGACAUGGCGGUAAUGGCCGUGAAUGUCUACUGAAGGCAAUAUGUGAAAAUGCCCAGAUCGAUGUACAUCAGGGAUUGUAUGCCGAGUUGUUGUAUCGAUUUUUAAGACCCCAUCGAAACUUGGACUCAUAUUAUGUUGAUGCCUGGCAUAUGGGUCUCAAAGGUGUCGAUUGUCAAUCGAAUUAUCCAAAAGCCACCAAUUGCCUACUGGAUAAAUAUACCCAUGUUCGUGAGGAAUAUAUGGGCUAUACUACAGUAAAAUAAUGUACCUGUUAUCGAGUUGUAUUAA
Molecule: messenger RNA, 664 nt
Organism: Musca vetustissima
Lineage: Eukaryota; Metazoa; Arthropoda; Insecta; Diptera; Muscidae
Exons: 3
Coding region: 1-639 (212 amino acids)
Source: RefSeq, a predicted model, not a curated record